Molecule: messenger RNA, 1244 nt
Organism: Taeniopygia guttata (zebra finch)
Lineage: Eukaryota; Metazoa; Chordata; Aves; Passeriformes; Estrildidae
Product: probable D-lactate dehydrogenase, mitochondrial
Biological process (GO): lactate catabolic process
Cellular component (GO): mitochondrion
Molecular function (GO): FAD binding; D-lactate dehydrogenase (cytochrome) activity; D-lactate dehydrogenase (NAD+) activity
Source: RefSeq, a predicted model, not a curated record
GGACAGACGGGCUGCGGGGGAGGGCGAUGUCCCGGUCCUGUGCAGUUCCCGCGUUCCCGUUCUUGUCCCGUUGCAACAUGGCCCUGCGGAGGGUGCUGGCGCUGGCGGCAGCCCUGGGGCGCCGCAGCUGCUGCUCCAAGCCCCCGCUGCCCCCCGACUUCGUGCAGGCCCUGAGGGCCGUGGUCGGGGCCCCCAAUGUCUCCACGGCCACCGCGGUGCGGGAGCAGCACGGCCACGAUGAGUCCAUGCACCCCUGUGCCCCCCCGGACGCCGUGGUGUGGCCCCAGGCGGUGGGGCAGGUGCAGGAGCUGGCAGCCCUGUGUCACCGCCGCCGGGUGCCCAUGGUGCCCUUUGGCACUGGCACCGGCCUGGAAGGAGGCGUCAAUGCCGUGCAGGGCGGUGUCUGCUUUGACCUGAGCCGCAUGGACGCCAUCGCAGAGCUGAGCCUCGAGGACUUCUCGGUGUCCGUGGAGCCCGGUGUCACCCGCAAGACCCUCAAUAAGCACCUGCGUGGCACCGGGCUCUGGUUCCCUGUCGGUACCGUGGGCAUGGGGAGAGUCAUGGGGCUGGGGGUGACAUAAUGUAGGGUGUGGUGAUGAGGACACACUUGAGGAGCUGCGGACUGUGGCGUGUCCAUAGGUUUGGUGAUUCCAGGGCAGCAGCAGAGGUACCUCUCGGACCAAGGCUGCCAUGGUUCCUGAGGUUUUGGAAGGGAUGGAUAGCCAGGACCAGGAAUGCUUGGUAUCACAUGCUACCAUCCUCUCUGCCACACCAAACCCAUAGGUCCCAUGGUGACCAUGGCCCCUGGCAUGAUGAUAAGGGACACUCAUACUGCUUCUGGUGCUAUGUGGCCUCAGUGCCCUGCACUGCCACCCCCAAUCCUCAUUUCCCCCCAACCUUCUUAGGCCCAUCCCUUGUGUCCCAUUACCCCUCCAUGCACCAGCAGUCUCCAAAGCAUAGAAGAUCUUCUAGGAGGGCAGGAUCUCCCCAGCCCUGCCACAGGGCCUCUCCCUCACCCCAGCAGGCACACACAGAUACCCAGGAGAUAAGGGGUGUUUUCUAGGCAAGUCUUUAUACUGCUGAGGGACUUGGGGCCAAGUUUUGAGGGGGCUGCCAAGCUGCCAUGUGGUAGCUCCGGGAACCAGCGGAAGCUUCCCCUGUGUUCAAAAGGCACCAAUUUUGGUUCACGUUUCAGUUACAGCUGGUACUGUAGCACAACCCGAGAUGUGAGAACGCACAAGUUA